AUGCACAAGAGGUAUAUCUUCCUCAUUGCGCUUUCAGGAAUUUCGCUGCUAACUUCCGCAUACUACGCAUUGUCCCUCUACACACGUCCCCGCCACUACGACGUCUUACCGCAGUCCUCCUUACAGAAAGCUGCAGCCUUCAAAGCACGUCAGAAAAAUAGACUCAGAAGAUUGAACAAAUGCCAACAACUUCCCGUCACUGAAUGGAAAGCAAACUCCCGAUUUUGGAUACACCCUCUGUGCAGAUACGCCGCUAUCUUCUUCUCAGAAGACGAGCCCUCCCGUCUUAUGCCCAUUGGAAAACCACCCUCUUUGGCAGCAAAGGUACAAGAACAAAUGGGCGUCACGGCUGAAGAAACGAUUCGAAGACAACAGGACCCGCAAAACCCCCUAGAUAUCGGCAUGGAUCUCAUGCGCAUCUGGGUACAGUCACCCGACACACUCGGCGUCCUCGACUUUCUCCUCGGAUCAGACUUCAAAGACCAACACUGGCCGAGCAUCGUGGUCAUCGACGGAUUCACCGGACUCAAAUAUCUUUGGGACGCACCCAAACCUACUGGACCCGACGGGAAGAACCACUCCGAGAAGAAGAACGACCCCGAGGGGGAGGCCAACGGCCACCCUCCGAGCCAGGUCGAUAAGCGCAAUGAUGAGGGUCUUGGUGCCGUCAGUUGGCUGCAGGCACUGAAGGGCGGCCGGUUGAAGCCGUACCAGAAGAAUGAGUUGCUCGAGUCGAUGCCGGUGGAAGGCGGCAGCGAUGUGGAGUUGGCGCCAAUGGACAUUAACGGCGUGUUUUUUGACCGCUAUUUGGCGAAUCGGACGGCGCGGCAGAGUCUUAAGGAAAAGGAGUGGUUUGUCACCUUCCAUGCGCCCUGGUGCGGGCAUUGUCGUCGUUUCCUCGCGCAAUAUGAGCCCGCCGUCAAGGCCAUCGUCCAGCGUACCAAGCGACAAAUCGGCUUCUACAAACUAGAUGUCACCGCCAACGACGUUGCAGACCCCGCCUUCCGAAUCACCAGAGUCCCCACCACACUCUGGUUCGACCGCGUCCACGACUCCUUCGUCGAACUCCGUGAAAGAACACACGUCGUUGAAGGCCUCCACACAUUCCUCCAUCAACACAGCUCCGUCCAACUCGCACCGGACAACGAGCUCUAA
Molecule: messenger RNA, 1155 nt
Organism: Gregarina niphandrodes
Lineage: Eukaryota; Apicomplexa; Conoidasida; Eugregarinorida; Gregarinidae
Product: thioredoxin domain protein
Exons: 1
Coding region: 1-1155 (384 amino acids)
Biological process (GO): protein folding; response to endoplasmic reticulum stress
Cellular component (GO): endoplasmic reticulum
Molecular function (GO): protein disulfide isomerase activity
Source: RefSeq, a predicted model, not a curated record